This is a messenger RNA of Hyposmocoma kahamanoa, 992 nucleotides long. RefSeq names its product glutathione S-transferase 1-like. Gene Ontology annotation, molecular function: glutathione transferase activity. The transcript is spliced from 6 exons. Gene Ontology annotation, biological process: glutathione metabolic process. The record is from RefSeq and is a predicted model, not a curated record. Bases 196 to 900 code for a protein of 234 amino acids. Lineage: Eukaryota; Metazoa; Arthropoda; Insecta; Lepidoptera; Cosmopterigidae.
UCUUCUUAGCAUGUCAACUCUGACGUUUAUAUUUGAGAGGACCUCAGCGACUUACACAGCAUUAUCAGUGACAUCGCGUGUGUAGGUGUAGGGGCACUAAAUACUCGAUUAGGGGCAUGCAGGAAACACAAAAUAUGACCCAGUUUAGUUUGGUCAAAAUAUGUUACAUGCGCUCUCGCAGGUCGACGAUAGACCAUGCACACCUAUACAUAUAAACCGAUAAAAAUGUCAAAGCUUGUCCUGUGGCAUUUGAAGGGCAGUCCACCAUCAUGGUCAGUGCGAAUUAUGGCUCAGAUUCUGGGCCUGGAACUCGAGCUCAAGGAGAUCGACUUCGUCGCCAAGGAGCACAAAAGUCCAGAGUUUAAGAAGCUAAACGCAAUGGGCACAAUACCCGUACUCCAAGAUGGUGACUUCUGUCUUGCGGAAAGCCAUUCAAUAAUAAAGUACCUGUUAGAUAAGUAUGGCAAUGAAGAGCAACAGGCGUUGUACCCGAGUGAAGUGCGCGAGCGCGCUUUAGUUGACCAAGCUAUGUUCUUCGACACCGGAGUUGCAUUCAUACGAGUUAAAAAUGUUGCCCUACCAAUAAUAUUUGACGGUGCAAAGGAGGUGACAUCUAAACUGGUGGAGAGCAUUGAGGAUGUGUACGACAUCGUGGAAGACUUUCUUUCUCGUCACCAAUACAUUGCUCUUGAUCGGUACACUAUUGCAGAUUUGAGCGUUGGCACUACCAUUGCAGCACUGAAUGGGACACAUAAAAUUGAAACUAAGAGAUAUUCCCGCACGACGGCAUGGCUUGACAAACUAAACGAAGAUGCCUACUUCAGGGAUAUCGCUGUUUCCGGUGCAGAGAUUCUCAAAGACACCCUUAUUACUAUGUUAAAGAAAAACAAUGAUCAAUGAAUGCUUGAUUUAAUAUAUGAAAAAAUGAGUUGAAAGAUCUUGUACUUUAAACGUAUCCUUUCAGAACUUGUUAAUAUUUUUACCCUCAAAAU